AUGGCCCAGCUAAAGACCGGUGGGGGCAGCACAGAUGCGAAGGCAUCCGAACGGGCCGGUGACCUAGCAUCGACCGCCCGGACCAGCUUCGACUGCUCCGAGGACGAGGAAGUGGCACUGAUUUUCAACUUCGAAGAAAAGGAUGCCCGCCAGAAGCUAGCCAGCUUCCCCAAGUGCUCCCGGCUGGUGAUAAGUCCCGAUUUGCAGGCGGAGCUCGGCAUGGAGGUGGGCACGAGCGUGAGCGUGGAGCAUCCGUGGCGCGAGAUCAAGAAGGAACUGCUGGAGGACCAUCUGCCGGGCAAGACGAAGGGCCAGCGGCAGCUGAAGGACCGGCUGAAGGAGCUGGAACCGGGCCGGUUGAUCCUGGUGGGCUACCUACCGGACCACGGUACCGACGAUGACGACCUGUUCGCGGUGUUUACGGACGCGCACGAGAUCCGGGACGCCCGUGAGCUGAUCCGGCGCCUCGAGCUAACCGAGCGGCUCCGGGCGGCAGCCGCCAUGCGGAAGCGGGCCCGCCGCUGGGUAUCGCGCGGGAGCGAACGCGAGGUCGAGUGUUUCAUCCCGCUCCGGCGCACCAACGUGGUGAACGUCGAGUCGCAGAGCAUCUACGCGGUGCACCGGAGCCGGUCCCGGUCGUACCGGUUCGCGGUGCGGCUGGUGGCGGACGCCCGUGACGGUUACGUGGAGCUGGUGCCCCGUACCGUGUUCCACAAUAUCGUACGCAAAUCGGUCGACUUUGGUGUGCAGCUGCGGCCACAGAAGAUGCACCAGCACCAGCAGACGGAUCCCACCUUCCCGACGAACGCCUGGUCCCAGUAUCUGUACGAGCUGGGCAGCGAACCGUCACCAGCAGCAGCAGCAGUAGCAGCAGCCACCACCACAAAAGCAACGAUGGCGGCCACCACGAGCACCGCCACAGCGAUGGAACAGCUGCCCGAUGCGUCCCGGGUCAGCGGUUACGUCGAGCGGCUACUGAAAACGCUCGAGUUCAACCAGAUCGACAUGUACCGGAACGACUAUCCGAUCAUUUCGCGCCACAAAUCGAUCCCAAAGUACGAGCAGCCCGUGGUCGACGAGACGCUGUGCUUCAUGGACCGGGCAACCUGCGCUAACCGGCAGGUGGCAUCGAUUGAGUGGCAUCCGACCCUCCCCGGUACGUUUGUCGCUUCCUACGUGCAGCACAUCGCGGCCAGCGUACUCAGCACCAGCACCAGCACCACUAGCAACAACCGCAAGGAUCCAGUCAAUCGGCUAGUGUUCGAAAAGUGUCCAGUGUUGGCGUGGAAUGUUGCGGACUCGUUGGUGCCGAAACUGUGGCUCGAGUCACCGCGCGAGGUAACCACACUCUCGUUCUGCCCGUACGAUGGCCACCUACUGGUGGGUGGCCUGUCCAGUGGGCAGCUCGCCCUCUGGCAGCUGACGGCUGGCGAGCUGGAACACCUCGCUGGGCCAGCGAGCAGCAAAGCGACACACCCAAACACCUCCCACAGUGUCAACCCGCAUCCGCCGCAUCAUCCGCCACAUCACCAUCAUCAUCACCAUCACCACCAUCAGCAUCACCGAACGUCGGUUACCGGAGCUGGGGAACGAUCGUACCGGAGCGAAAUCAGAAGCAUCCUCGGCAACGGCGCCGGCCGGGAUGGUGCGGCUGGGCGUCGUACCGGGCCAACCGGGGUGGAUCGGACCGAACCCGUCCACGUCCAGCCGGUGGCCGUCAGUGCCCUCGAGUGGUCCGCACGCAAACCGAUCACCGUGAUCCGCUGGUUGCCCCCGAACAUCCAGUGCGCCAACACGGGCCAACUGCGGCCAACUGCGGCCGGUGAGACCGACCGGCGCCCGGUACGCUUUCUCCUCACGGCCUCCCUCGACGGGACGGUGUGCGUGUGGGAUCUGGAUGCCGUCGCCACGGAGCCGGGCCGGGCCGGGGGAAUCGGCCACCAGCAGGCGGCAUUCCACCCGACGUUCCGGAUCCGGUGCGAGCAGCCGAUCGUGCAGCUGGCGUUCGACGAUGCGCUGCGGCCGGGUGCCGGUGCCGGUGCCGGUGCCGGAACCGUGGAACGCCCGGUGACGGUGACGGAGGCCACCACCGGCGGUGGUGGUGCCGCCGUCUGCCGCCAGUCCUUCAUCGCUGGCACCGCGCUCGGUGGGUUGUUCUGGGGCAAGUGGGACGGUUACGAGUUCGAUCAGGGUGCAACCGUCAACGAGGAACCGGUACGGGACCGGGACCCGUUCGCACCGAUCCACGACGGACCGCUGGUGGCGAUCGCCCGCAGCCCCUUCCUCCACGAUGUCCUGCUGACGGCCGGUGGGUCCGUGCUGGCGAUCUGGACCACCGACUCCCGCCAGUCGCCCAUUUUCUGGCGCCGCAAACCGUCACCGGUCACCGCCGGUGCCUGGAGUCUCGAACGGCCGUCGGUUUUCUUUCUCGGGCACGCCAACGGUGAUUUGGAGAUCUGGGAUCUGCAAAUUCGAACAUCGGCGGCGUGCGUAACGCUCAAUCUCGGUGCCUCGGUCCUCUCGGUCAUCACGCAGCAUCCGUACCGUACAGGGCCGGUGGGCGUUACCCGGGCCCACCAGCUGGCCGUAGCGGACGGGACAGGCAACGUGCGGCUGCUAACCAUCCCCGGUCCGUUCGCCGAACCGCUGCCAACCGAGCGGAAACGCUUCCGCCAGCUGAUCCGGACCGAGCUGGCGCGGAAACACGAACAGGCGGCCUGGGUCGCCCGGUACUACGAGCAGAACCGGCAGCAGAUCGAGGCGAAGCUGCGGGCCGAACGGGAGGCACGCGAGCUGGCGGAACGCCAGGAGGUGGAACAGCAGGAGCACGAUGACUUCCUGCGGCGGCAGGCGAUCGAGGAAGCGAAGAAGAAGGCGGUCCGGGAUGCGACGAAGCGGAUGGAUUUGGGGCGGCGGCUCGAAGGGCGGUACCGGGCCCGCUACUACCGGGCCCUCAUCCGCACGAUGAUGGUACGCCGCCACCUCAGCCCGGGCCUGCUCGCCAAGCAGAUGCAACCGGAGCGGGAACGGCGCCGGUACGACGUGCUGAAGCGGGCCGCCAUCGCCGACAGUGUCGCUGCGUCGCCCGGUGACUACCGGCGGGUGCGGGGGGCGCUUGCACCACACCCACCGGCAACCCGUGACGGUGAACCGGCCACCGGGACCCCUCGCCCACCCGGGUUUCGGUCGGAGGACGAACUCGGUGACUAUCCGCGCGUCAGCUGGGAGGCGGCGGAGGUGCUGCGCAACUUUCGCCUUCCACUCGAGCCGAACACGAGCUUCGCCCACAUUCUGGUGAAGGGUAGCGCACGGCGGGCACUGGUGUUGGCCGAGGUGUCCGGCAACCGGGACCAUCUGCAGGCGUUCCUGCAGAAGCGUGCCCAGCGGCGAACCGAUGGCCGGGGUGAGUUUGGCACCGGUACGGACACGGAAGAAAGCACCGUUACUAACGGCAGUCCGCCCGAUGGGAGACCGGCACCGGGUAAGGCGGGACCGUCCGUCGGGCUCCAGCGGGCACGCUCGGUGACGUUCAUCGACGAUGUGACGAUUGGCGCUGGCGCUGGCCAGCAACCGAUUUAA
Molecule: messenger RNA, 3579 nt
Organism: Anopheles aquasalis
Lineage: Eukaryota; Metazoa; Arthropoda; Insecta; Diptera; Culicidae
Gene: mmm
Product: missing minor mitochondria
Biological process (GO): cilium movement involved in cell motility; inner dynein arm assembly
Cellular component (GO): inner dynein arm
Molecular function (GO): dynein light chain binding; dynein heavy chain binding
Source: RefSeq, a predicted model, not a curated record